Messenger RNA from Lipotes vexillifer (Yangtze River dolphin), 369 nucleotides. Lineage: Eukaryota; Metazoa; Chordata; Mammalia; Artiodactyla; Lipotidae. The record is from RefSeq and is a predicted model, not a curated record.
AUGUUGCCUAAGGAAUACGCCCAGAAGAGGAGGAAGAGGAAAGAACUAAAGUCUGGAAGAACUCUUUCUCAGGAAUGGUUGACUUUUGAGGAUGUGGCCAUCGAAUUCACUCAGGAGGAGUGGGAAUGCCUGGACCCUGCUCAGAGGACAUUGUACAGGGACAUGAUGGUGGAGACCUACAGGAACUUGCUUUCCGUGGUUUCCACAGCACUCCUUCACCCAUCCCUCCACCUUCUACAUCACUCACACUGUAGAAAUGAUCCCUCUGUUGAACUGUUGGACAACAUUCUCAGGACAGGACCUAUGUCACCAUCUGCCACCGUGAUGACUCAGAAAUCAUUUCCUGGAGGGAUGGCUGAAUAUCCUUAG